AUGCGAUUCCAGGUUGGCUCAGUGCGCCACGCGGCCCCGCGCCACGCCAUUGGCGUGCGUGCGCGCCACGCGCGCGCGGUCGCCGCCGCGGCGGGCAACCCGAAGAUCACCCUCCUCCCGGGCGACGGCAUCGGCCCCGAGAUCAUGGACGCGGCGAUGCGCGUCCUGAAGGCCGCGGGCGCCACUGAGGGCGUUACGUUCGACACGCAGACUGCGCUCAUUGGCGGCGCCGCCAUCGACGCCGCCGGCACCCCGCUGCCCGACGAGACGAUGGAGAAGUGCAAGAACUGCGACGCCGUCCUCCUCGCUGCGAUCGGCGGGUACAAGUGGGACGUCCUCCCGAACGCCGAGCGCCCCGAGCGCGGCCUCCUCGGCCUCCGCAAGGGCCUGGAGGCGUUUGCCAACCUGCGGCCGGCGGUGGUGCUCCCGCAGCUCGCGGACGCCUCCACGCUGAAGAAGGAGGUCGUCUCGGGCGUCGACAUCAUGAUCGUGCGCGAGCUCACGGGCGGCAUCUACUUCGGCGAGCCCCGCGGGAUCUCGACGGGGCCCGACGGGAGGCGCGUGGGGGUCAACACCGAGAUCUACACCGAGGACGAGAUCGCGCGGAUCGCGCGCGUGGGCUUCGAGACGGCGCGGAAGCGGCGCGGGAAGCUGUGCAGCGUCGAGAAGGCCAACGUCCUGGAGGUGUCUCAGCUGUGGAAGGACGUCGUGACGGAGCUGGGGGAGUCCGAGUACCCUGACGUGGAGCUGACGCACAUGUACAUCGACAACGCGGCGAUGCAGAUGAUCAGGAACCCGAAGCAGUUCGACACGAUCGUGACGGGCAACAUCUUCGGGGACAUUCUCUCGGACGAGGCGUCGAUGCUCACGGGGUCGCUCGGGAUGCUUCCAUCCGCGUCGGUGGGCGACGGCUCGCUGCCGGGCGUGUACGAGCCCGUGCACGGGUCCGCGCCGGACAUCGCGGGGCAGGACAAGGCGAACCCGAUGGCGCAGGUGCUGUCCGCGGCGAUGAUGUGCCGGUACUCCCUGGGCCUGGAGAGCGUCGCGUCGAAGCUGGAGAAGGCCGUUUCGGACGCGCUGGACAAGGGGUACCGGACGGGCGACCUCAUGUCGGAGGGGUGCACGCAGGUCGGGUGCGAGGAGAUGGGCGACAUCCUGGUCGCGCUCGUGCAGGACGAGUGA
This is a messenger RNA of Pedinophyceae sp. YPF-701, 1182 nucleotides long. NCBI's taxonomy places the organism in Eukaryota, Viridiplantae, Chlorophyta, Pedinophyceae. The record is from the annotation of a GenBank genome assembly.